Molecule: messenger RNA, 387 nt
Organism: Dipodomys spectabilis (banner-tailed kangaroo rat)
Lineage: Eukaryota; Metazoa; Chordata; Mammalia; Rodentia; Heteromyidae
Product: EKC/KEOPS complex subunit LAGE3-like
Exons: 4
Coding region: 1-387 (128 amino acids)
Cellular component (GO): EKC/KEOPS complex
Source: RefSeq, a predicted model, not a curated record
AUGGGUGGGCAGUACGGUCAAUGCCCCGAGCCCAGUAGCCACGUGGGGGAAAGCGCGGUGGGCGUGCUCGCCAUCCCCAGUCCGCGGGGCGAGCGGGCACCCCCUGCUCCAGCCGCCAGUGGAGAUGCCGCCACCUCCUUCCUAAGGCCUGGAAGCCGACUCCUGGAGUUCUCUCUGACUGUGCCCUUUGGAUCCCCUCUGGAGGCAGACAUGGCCCGCAGGUCCCUGGUCACCUAUGCCCAACGUCAGCAAGAGAUGGUCCACAAGGAGCUCACAGUGACUGGCAGUGUCUUGACGGUUAGGUGGACGACUGAAGACCCAAUUCUCUUCAGAAUUUCAGUCAACGGUUUUCUUGACCAGCUUUCCAUGGUGAUGAGGAACUUUUAG